GCUCCAACAAAAACAGCAUCAUCAACCACAACAGUUGCUCCAUCCACAACAACAGUAGCUUCUCCAACCACAACAACAGUAGCUCCAACCACAACAGUAGUUCCGACGACAACAACCACAACCUCUACCAAUGCUCAAACAACUACAACUGUUCCUACAACAGCCACAGUACCCCCCGCAACUACAACAGUGACUAGAACUUCAUCUGCUCCUCCAACAACAACCACCACUAAUCCUCCAGCAACAUCUAGAUUUGUUACUCCAACAGUGACCACAAGUCCUCCAACAAUUACAACUGUUAAUCCUACCAUAUCCACCAUUGCACCUACAACUACAGUUUCUUCAACAACACCCACUUCAGCUGCUUCAACAACUACAGCUGUUCCUCUUACAAUUACUACUGUUCCUCUUGCCAUAACCUCAAUUUCAUCUGCAACAACUACAGUUGUACCUCUAACAACCACAGCCAGUCCAACAACCACAGUGGUACCUCUAACAGCAACUACAGCAGCACAAACAACUACAGCUGUUCCUUCAACAACAACAAUAGCUGUUCCUCCAAUAAUGACAACAGUUGCUCCAACUGCUCCUCCUGUCAUAACUACAGUUAUAACAGCCACAGUUUUUCCAACAACUAUCAGCCCUGCACCAACAACCACUGUUGUAACUCAAACAACCACAGUUACCCCAACAACUAGAACUACACCUACAUCAACCACAGUUGCUCCUUCAAAUAUCACAGUUACUUCAACUACAUUUGUUCCUCAAACAGCUGCAACUAAUCCACCAGUAACCACCACAAUUGUACCAAGAACUACAAUUCCUUCUACAGUAACCACAACCAGAACUAGAACCACAGCUGCUUCCACAAGUACCACCUCAGCUGCAACUGUUCCUCUAACAACAACCAUCCUUCCUCCAGCAACUACAGCUAUUCCUCCAACAACUACAGUAGUUUCUGCAACUACAGCAGUAGUUACAGAACCAACUACCACUGCUGGCUGA
Molecule: messenger RNA, 1005 nt
Organism: Xiphophorus maculatus (southern platyfish)
Lineage: Eukaryota; Metazoa; Chordata; Actinopteri; Cyprinodontiformes; Poeciliidae
Product: mucin-2-like
Exons: 4
Source: RefSeq, a predicted model, not a curated record